Messenger RNA from Solanum verrucosum, 546 nucleotides. Its product is annotated as zeatin O-glucosyltransferase-like. Lineage: Eukaryota; Viridiplantae; Streptophyta; Magnoliopsida; Solanales; Solanaceae. The transcript has 2 exons. Bases 1 to 546 code for a protein of 181 amino acids. The record is from RefSeq and is a predicted model, not a curated record.
AUGGCUGAGAACUACCCCAUGAAAAGCGAUGGCAAAAAGGGUGUUCAAGAUUCACAAGUGGCUGUGGUUAUGGUGCCACUUCCAGCACAAGGCCAUCUCAACCAGCUACUCCAUCUCUCUAGACUUAUCUCCUUGUAUAAUAUCCCAGUACACUAUGUUGGAGCAACCACUCAUAUUCGCCAGGCUAAGUUUCCUGUCCAUGGUUUCGACCCUCUCGCAGAUAAAAAACUACAUUUUCAUGAAUUCCCUACACUGCUUUUUGAAAAUCCUCCUCCAAAUCCAAAUGCUUCCCAUAAAUUUCCUAACCAAUUAAUCCCUUCAUUUUAUGCAACUACCAAUACUCUUAGACGCGAAUCAUCGGAGACUUUUCAUGUGUAUUCAUUGUUCUGGGAAAUGAAAGGAAAGCCUUUCCAAGCUGGAACUCAACUAUACGAGGACAUCCCCUCACUUGAAAGCUGCUGUACUAAAGAGAUAUGGGAAUUGUGGAGGAAACAAGAAUCCCUCAUGGGGAAAGUUAGCUCCGGAGAACUUUAUUACUCAUCUUGA